This is a messenger RNA of Cynara cardunculus var. scolymus (artichoke), 654 nucleotides long. Its product is annotated as transcription repressor OFP12-like. The record is from RefSeq and is a predicted model, not a curated record. The coding region runs from base 1 to 654 and encodes 217 amino acids. Lineage: Eukaryota; Viridiplantae; Streptophyta; Magnoliopsida; Asterales; Asteraceae. Gene Ontology annotation, biological process: negative regulation of DNA-templated transcription. The transcript has a single exon.
AUGCCGACCACCUUUGAGCGGAAUCUUACUCUCUGUUUCAACAAAAUUAAACGCCUCCAAUCUUCCCCCAGUCCUCCGCCACCUCGCCAUCACCACCGCCGCCACCACUCCGAAAGCAUCCUCCACAAUCCCAAAUCAAAUCUAAUAAAAAACUUCAACACCCUUUAUGACAUUCCCCCAGCCUACGAUUCCGACGACGCAUCAAAGACCACCGCCACCAUCGCCAACGCCAGCGCCGCCGCUGAUUUCUCCUCCGUCAUCGCAUCCAAUCGUUUCUUCUUCUCCUCCCCCGGCCGAUCAAAUUCCAUCAUCGAAUCAUCUUCCCCCUCCACCUCCUCCCUAGCCUCCACCUCCUCCACUUUAGAAAUCCCCCCGGAAGACGUCACCGACGGUUUCGUCGGCGGAGGCGUUGCCAUUCCGACGAUCUCACCGGACCCGUACUUUGAUUUCCGUAAAUCGAUGCAGGAGAUGGUGGAAGCACGUGACCUCAUCGAUGUACGUGCCAACUGGGAUUACUUGCACGAGCUACUCACGUGCUACCUUGACUUGAACCCGAAAAGUGCUCACAAGUUCAUCGUCGGAGCUUUUGCGGAUCUUCUCGUUACUCUCAUGGCCUCCUCCGCCGCGGAAGGCGGAGGUUGCCGGAAUCUAUAA